GUCAAAACAACAAUUCACGUAGUGAUUGCCGAUUACUUAAGUAGUUAGGAGUAUAAAAUCGCAUUACUAACAAUUCAGGAACUAUGUUUUUGACUCUUAGAUUAUUAGGUAAUCGACAUCCAUCCUUCAUCGCCCGCACAGUGUUUGUAAAAAACAAUAACGUUGACGAUGCUUGCAGACUUCUUAACAGAAUUCUUGGGAAAGAAGGGAUUUUAGAACAAUUUAGAUUAACCCGACAUUAUGAGAAGCCGUUCCAGACUCGUCGACGAGUUAACCACGAAAAAUGUAAAGCCAUAUACAAUGAAGAUAUGGAAAGAAAGAUCCAGUUUGUUCUCCGCAAGAACAGACACGAGCCCUUCCCUGGUUGCCAAUGAUAGUAGCAAAAUUUGUUCAACAAUACAUGUAGUGUCUAUAUAUUUAAGAUUAAAAUAGAAUAACUAGUUUUACUUUA
This is a messenger RNA of Pieris brassicae (large cabbage white), 451 nucleotides long. RefSeq names its product 28S ribosomal protein S21, mitochondrial (gene mRpS21). The coding region runs from base 84 to 374 and encodes 96 amino acids. NCBI's taxonomy places the organism in Eukaryota, Metazoa, Arthropoda, Insecta, Lepidoptera, Pieridae. The record is from RefSeq and is a predicted model, not a curated record. Gene Ontology annotation, molecular function: structural constituent of ribosome. The transcript has 2 exons. Gene Ontology annotation, cellular component: ribosome. Gene Ontology annotation, biological process: translation.